Chelmon rostratus (copperband butterflyfish) is the source of this 2923-nucleotide messenger RNA. RefSeq lists its product as uncharacterized. Bases 146 to 2038 code for a protein of 630 amino acids. The record is from RefSeq and is a predicted model, not a curated record. NCBI's taxonomy places the organism in Eukaryota, Metazoa, Chordata, Actinopteri, Chaetodontiformes, Chaetodontidae. Gene Ontology annotation, molecular function: protein tyrosine/serine/threonine phosphatase activity. Gene Ontology annotation, biological process: cilium assembly; protein dephosphorylation. The transcript is spliced from 13 exons.
GUGUGUACCUGUAAGUAGCAGGGUGGGUCAGCAUAGAGGAGCACAUGUGUCUUCUGCUGCUAUUUCUUCACUUUCCUGCACCCCUAAACUCUGGAAAUACAUUAAAUGGGAUUUACAGUUUCGCUGUCCAACAUAAUCAACAAGGAUGAUGCCGACUUUGACCUCGCACAUACCAGUACCACGACCUUCCUACACCCAGGCCAGGGAGAACCUGGUGAAGGCUAUCCCACCCAAGCUCCUCUGUCUGCUGGCCUGCGGAGGAAAGGACUGUCGCUAUGAAGGACCAGAGUGUUGGGAAUUAAAUCAGCAGGUCAUUCGAGGCCUUUUCUCCUCCUGGGUCACAGACGACAUUAUUGCCAUGGCACGACCAUCCAAUCAUCUAAUUGAGAAGUACAACAUCAUAGAACAAUUUAAAAGGCUGAACAUCAGAUCAGUCAUCAACAUGCAGUUUCCAGGAGAGCAUGCCCACUGUGGACCGCCCCUAGACCCUGAGAGUGGUUUCACAUACUCUCCACAGACCUUCAUGGACAAUGAGAUUUACUUUUACAACUUCGGGAUGCCAGAUUUCGGUGUGUCCUCUCUUGUUGGUAUAAUCGAUGGGGUGAAGGUUUUGGCCUUUGCAGUGAGGGAAGGAAGAGUGGCUGUGCACUGCCAUGCAGGCCUGGGCAGGACAGGUGUCCUCAUAGCCUGCUACUUGAUCUACACCCUGCGCAUCAGCCCCAGUGAGGCUGUCCACUACGUGCGGAUUAAGCGUCCUCGCUCCAUCCAAACCCGGGCGCAGAUCAGCCAGGUGUUUGACUUUGCUCGCUUGCUUGGCACACAGCUGGUCCAAUACCCAGACCUCAGCCUGCGGCAUGGAGCCCCUUUCACCCUGCAGCACUACCUAAAUCGACAGGCGCUACUGCUGCAUGGCCAGGAGGCUCGCACCCUCAGGCAAACCCCCAAGGUGGUGUACCUACUGUGUGUGCAUCUCUCCUGCCUAGCCCUGGGUCUCCCGGCUCCUCCAGAGGUCCAUGCUGAGCUAGAGAAGAGGUCAGCAUUGAAGACCCUGGCCAGGACUGUGAGGGAGACCCUGGUGGCCCAACAGUACCUGCCCUUACUGAGGGAGAGUCAUAAGGGCUCGUGGGUGGGCUCAGGGUCGGUAACCUCCUGGGAUGAGCCGCUGGGAUUCUUGGAGAGGAGGAGAGAGGUGCUGCUGGACAAACGCAGCUACAGCGACUCCGACCUCAGCAAGAUCGCUGUACAGGAGGAUCUGGAGUUGAGCCAAUACCGCACCCCAGCACCUGGAGAUGAGAGACACUGGUGUAUGCAGGAUCUGAUACGACCAGAUCUGAGACCAGCUAGUCCGAUCUUUGCCACACAUUCAGCAGCCCGCCAGACCACCAAAAAGGAAUCUCAUGCACUCAACAUCCCAAUAUCUAGCAUGAGAACAAGCAACAACUGUGCUAAGAGGUCCAAGUGCUCAGCUAAGAAGGCACUUCCCAAAUACAGCUCCAACAUUGAGUUGCACAGAAAUCUACAUAAUCCAGGCCCAACCUCAGCCGCCCGUGCUGUUGCCAAGGCAAUGGCAGACCAAGGUCCUCCAGGAGAGACCAUUCUACAAAGAUCAGCUCUGUUGCAGGAGGAACUGAACAGUAGCGACUGCGGCUGGGCUCUGCUGGUCACAGAGUCAGAUCCUCACGUUCUCAGCUGUAUGUUGUGGACCUGGCUGGACAAGUUACGGGAGCCUGUUCUGAGUGCAGAGGAUGUAGGCAGGUUGAGUUGUGCUACAAACAACAGGAAGCCUCUCAGUGUACUCAAGAGGCCACAGAGACACACCAUCUACUGUCUGCUAAGCUGUGUGAGCACAGUGACCAGCCUGUGUCCACAUAGAGAGGAGGCAGUGCUGCAACGACUGAUGCGGACGCUUACAAGGCGCCCCCAAGAGGAAAUGGGCAGUCUUGCACCUUUGAUGAAGGUCCUGAAGGCGAGUUUGGGAGAAACCUCCCACAACUACAGAUACCUCACGAGGGCCUGCAGCACCAGUGCUACACUUUGAAGAUCACAGUCCAUAUCUGGAUAAAAACUAACAGAGCAGCUUUUUAUUUUUAAAGUUAGUGGUAUUUCUUCCUGGGAACCUGAUUGGGGGCAAAAUCAAGAGGUGUCAUAUGCCCUUUUGGCUAAAGACAUUUUGAGAUGUCACAGUAGGAAAAAUAAAUAAUACAAUAAAUGAUGGUUAAAUUCCAUUUAGCUGCUUUAGUUUCAGGGUCCUGGUGUUGUGUUGUGCAUGUUGGCACACUGUCAUGACUUACUGGGACACUUGAAUAGAGCAGGGCCAUUCUCAAUGUUAUUAGUACCACCUUUGUUGAGUCUCUCUAGUUCAAACUGUGUUUGUGUUGUUUGCUUGCUCUCACUUUCACACACUACCACCCCUCACACAGGGCAAUAAAUGCAUGAAAAUGUGCUCUGAAAAGGGAGCAUGAGAUGAUUUGGUAGAUGCAACAGUGAAGUACAGAUUUCUGUGUUUUCAUCAUUUUCAAGCAUUUACUGACCUUGAUGAACAGUUGGUAUAAAGCCGGUCUUGUGUGUUUACAAUAGAUUAAUAAGAUUGAUCUCUCACCACCACAUAUUUGAGCAUGAAUGUAUCCUUGAAACCAUAAUUACUGGAAAUUGGCUUUCAGUUGUUUUAAAAAGGGUAGAUGAGUGCACCUACCCUAGGCCUGAUUCACUUAUGCCAUGGGCCAGUCCUGCAUAUCAUGCUGGAACAGUGGUUGAACUUAAAGCCCUGAAAUUAGAAUCUGAUAAUGAGACUUUUACAUUUUGUUUCAUGUCUGUUUUCAUUAGUUUGUAACAUACUGUGUUUUAGUAUUAGCAGAUAAGAUCCAAACAGUGUGUCCACGCUAUGAUCCUGUGGCCUGUCUCAGCCUUCCAUACCUAAUAAAUC